GCUGUGUCAGCUUUGGCCAAGGUCGCUACACACUCCACUGGUGGCCAAUCAGGAUGACACACAGACCCUCCAGACACAAUGGAAGGUUAUGCCACCCCAAAGGCUUCCUGGAUCCCCAGCCGUGAAAGAGAAGGGCUGAUCCCCGUCCUCCUCCAAGUUCCUGCUGCUUUGCACCUCAUUUUUCCCUCCUUCUCUCUCCUGCUUACUCCCCUCUCCCAACUGCACUAACCCCACCCGACUCCCACACCCACACCUGACCCUGCACCCCGUCAUCCUUUACCUUCAGGGUACUCGCGUCCCUCCCCACAGCAGCUCCAUCCCCAGUCUCUCUGGUUUUACUCCAGCCACACUAGCCGUCUUUCCUGCCGGCCCCUGCACUCCUCAUAGAGCUAUUCCUCACCCUCUGGCUGCACGCCGGGCCCCAUGGCUACAGGAGGUCAUGCCCCGGAGAUAGAUGUGUUGAUCAACCUACAACAGGUAAAGGUGGAGGAGGAGGAUGAGGAAGAAUCGGUCGAGGAACUGGAGGAAGAAGAGAAGGAGGAGAACUGGGAGAAAGCACUGUCGGUGGAGCGCUUUGGAGACAUCAUCAGUGACUCUGCUUCCAUCAGCGGAGACAGGAUGGGUCGACACUACACUGAGAAAGACUUUGAAAAUCACAGACACACAUUUCAUCAUACACACCAUCCGUUAUCAACCCACCUGCCCCUGCCCCAACGUUUACGCAAGAGGGUGCAUAGCACGGACAGACGUCGCAAAAAGAAGCGGAAGAAAAAAAAGACCUCCCUGCCACCAUCCGACGUCACACCCACCAUCCACGAGGUAGACGAGGAAGAGGCAGAGUCGGAGACAGAAGGACAAGGAGUGGCUGCCACACCCACAGAGCUACCUGAUAUCCAACCACAGUUUAGUUUGGGGAGCCAAGAAGACUUGGAGGAACCCCUACAACUCGCUACCUUCCACGCGGAAAACGAAGAACAUCCACUGUCGAGGAAAGCAGCACCUACUGUAACAAAGGGGGAGGCACCUAAUGGGGGAAUUGCUGUUCUUGGACAGAAUGAGGACGUGCAUGGAGAGGAAACAGCCUGCAACAGCGUUCCUCCAGGAUCAGAUCCCUCGAAUUCCACCACGACCCGCGGCUGGUUCCGUAGGAAGCCCGUCCACCAUCGUCUGGCGAGCGCCCAGCGGAGCAACUAUGACCUGCGGGAGCGGAUCUGCAUCGGCAGCAUGACUGCUCUGGAGACAGCUGUCUACCAGCAGGUGCCCACUGAUGAAGCUGAGGCCCAGAUGUUGGCCAGCGCCGACCUGGAUGACAUGAAAAGUCACAGAUUUGAGGACAACCCCGGGGUGAGACGCCACCUUGUGAAGAAGUCAUCACGAUGUCAGGUGACCCGGACCAGCAACAGUUCCACACCGCUGAGCAGCCUGAAGAAGAAGAAGAGAGCAGCAGAUAAGAAAACCCAUGAGUUGUUUGUGGAGCUGAACGAGCUGAUUGUGAAGGACCAUGAAAUGCGGUGGAAGGAGCGGGCCCGCUGGAUCAAGUUUGAGGAGGAUGUGGAGGAGGAGACAGACCGUUGGGGCAAACCUCAUGUGGCCUCGCUGUCUUUCCGCAGCUUGCUGGAGCUUCGCCGCACCAUCACACACGGUGCCAUCCUUCUGGACCUGGAGCAGAACUCUCUGCCUGGCAUCGCCCAUCUGGUGGUGGAGACGAUGAUCAUCUCUGAUCAGAUCAGAGCUGAGGACAGACCCAGUGUUCUCCGGGCUCUGCUUCUCAAACACAGCCAUCCGAGUGAUCUGAAACAUCGUUUUCACCGCCACCACUCAUCCAGCAGUCUUCACGGCAGCUUCAAUCACAACAACGUCCAGGACACCAACCUGCCACUGGUGGCCGAGGAGCAGGAGGAGCACCCGGACAACAAAGGGCCAGUGUACGACCCAAAGCAAGACGUGUUUGUCAGCCUGUUUAAAUCUCUCCACCCUCUGCCUCCUGAGAGCCAUCCAGCUGCAGCCAGAUCGAUGAAACUCCUCGCCAAGAUUCCCAAAGAUGCUGAAGCUGUCAUUGUUUUAGUUGGCUGUGUGGAGUUUCUGGAGCAGCCAGCCAUGGCCUUUGUCAGGUUGAACGAGGCAGUCCUUCUGGAGUCAGUGCUGGAAGUCCCCGUCCCUGUCCGCUUUAUUUUUGUCCUGCUUGGUCCCAGUCAGGCCAAUGUGGACUAUCAUGAGAUCGGACGCUCCUUCUCCACUCUCAUGUCUGACAAGAACUUCCACGAGGUGGCCUAUUUUGCUGACGACAGACAGGACCUCCUGAAUGGUAUCAAUGAAUUCUUGGACUGCAGCAUUGUCAUUCCACCCUCAGACGUGGAGGGCAAAGACCUCCUGAAGACAGUGGCCGACUUCCAGAAGCAGAUGCUGCGCAAGAGGAAGGAGAGAGAGCUCAAGAGGCACCACUCCUCAUCUGGAAUGGAGCUCAACAACAAAGAAGUGAGUCCAGAGGAGGAGGAGGAGGGAGACCAGGAGGUGGACCCAUUAAAGCGCUCAGGGAUCCCUUUUGGAGGCCUGAUCCAUGACAUUCGCCGCCGCUACCCACAUUAUGUCAGCGACUUAAAAGAUGCCGUGGACAUGCAGUGCAUUGCCGCUGUCAUCUUCAUCUACUUUGCUGCACUGUCGCCCACUAUUACCUUCGGAGGCCUGCUGGGGAAAAAAACAGAGGGCAUGAUGGGAGUGACUGAGCUUAUUGUCUCAACUGCAACUCUUGGAGUUAUAUUCUCGCUGCUUGCUGGUCAGCCCCUCCUCAUCAUAGGCUUCUCAGGACCCCUGCUGGUGUUUGAAGAAGCCUACUACAAGUUCUGUCAGGCCCACAACUUUGAGUACCUGACGGGUCGUGUGUGGAUCGGUUUCUGGCUCAUCUUCAUUGUCCUGGUGAUUGUGGCAGCAGAAGGCAGCUUCCUCGUUCGCUACAUCUCACCCUUUACCCAGGAGAUUUUUGCUUUCCUCAUCUCCCUUAUCUUCAUCUAUGAGACUUUCUCUAAGCUCUUCAAGGUGUUUAAGGAACAUCCACUGAUGGCACUGUACCCCGGUGACUCCACCCCAGCUACUGGGCUCUCUGAAGCAGACGUCCUGAACCAGCCCAACACUGCUCUUCUGUCUCUGGUGCUCAUGAUGGGCACUUUCUUUGUUGCUUUUUUCCUCAGGAAAUUCCGAAAUAGUCGCUUUUUAGGUGGCAAGGCCAGAAGAAUCAUUGGUGACUUCGGCAUCCCCAUCUCAAUUUUAGUCUCUGUGUUAGUGGAUUACUCCAUUACUGACACCUACACACAGAAACUCAAUGUGCCGUCUGGAUUCUCAGUCACCUCCCCUGAAAAGAGAGGUUGGUUCAUCAGUCCCUUUGGUGACAAACAUCCCUUCCCCACGUGGAUGAUGGGAGCGUCUAUAGUACCUGCCAUUCUUGUCUUCAUCCUCAUUUUCAUGGAAACUCAGAUCACUUCGCUGAUAGUUAGCAAGAAGGAGCGUCGCCUGGUGAAAGGCUCCGGCUUCCACCUGGAUCUUCUGCUCAUCGUCACCCUGGGUGCCAUCUGUCCUCUUUUCGGCCUGCCAUGGCUCACUGCGGCCACUGUGCGAUCCGUCACUCAUGUCAACGCCCUCACCGUCAUGAGCAAAGCCACGGCGCCCGGCGAAAAGCCCAUGAUACAGGAGGUGAAGGAACAGAGGCUGACUGGGCUUCUUGUGGCUGUUCUUGUUGGUAUGUCCAUAGUGAUGACUGACGUGCUCCGCCUCAUCCCUCUGGCUGUGCUCUUUGGCAUCUUCCUGUACAUGGGGGUUACCUCUCUAACGGGCAUCCAGCUAUAUGAACGCAUCACACUCAUGGUCACGCCCGCCAAGCAUCACCCUGACCACAUCUACGUCACCAAGGUGAAGACAUGGCGUAUGAACAUGUUCACCAUCAUCCAGCUGGCCUGCAUCGUGGCUCUGUGGGUAGUCAAGUCUACAGUGGCCUCCCUGGCGUUCCCCUUCGUCCUCAUCAUGACAGUGCCGCUGCGCCGUCUCAUCCUCUCCAGAAUUUUCGAGGAACGUGAGCUCCAGGCGCUUGAUUGCGACGAGGAUUCUCCCAACUUUGACGAAGAUGGACGAGACGAGUACAAUGAGAUCCACAUGCUUGUAUAAAUCCAAACUGGACCCAGCCAGUAGGAAUUCCUCCACCCUCCAGUUUCGACCAAUCAGAGCAAAGCUCUUUGGAAACCUCUGGGUAGUGCUGACAAAGUGAGGGGAGCUACCCUAUGGGUUUCUGUAAAAUAUCCAAAAGCUAGAGCUGGAUGAUCUCUUCUUACCUUUGUUUAUUCCAGUUUUUGAAAAGAGCACACCUGAUGUUCAACCUCUGUGGUGGUGGUGGUGUUGUGCUUAACUCCCGAGGCCUGAAAAUAGCUCUACCUAAAAUGGACGAUGCAAAUCUAAAAAAAAACAAAACAAAAACAAAACAAAAAAAACAGUUACAUGAACGCUUUAUCCAACUUUUUAUCCUAUCUAUCCCUUUAAUUACUCUGCAGGUUCUGGGCAAAAGUGCAAUGAUGAUGGUGACCUCUAGGACUACAGUGGGUGGGAUCAGUUAGAUUUAUUUUUGUCCUGAAAGCGGGAAAUAGGGUCAGUUUGCUUUCAUUUCAUUCAGGAAGCAGAUUUUCAUCAAAAUUAAUAAUUGUUCUGGUGAACUGACCCUAAAUCUCAAAGCCCUGAAUUCCACUGCCUGUGUAGUUUAGCUGCCUUUUUUUCCUUUAUACUACUGCCAUGGCCUUUAGGUUGCAAUGAUGUGCAAACAAGGAGUUAAGUAGUCCUUUUCCUUUCUGUACAGACUUUUAGUAAUGAGCACUUUGACUGGGCAAAAGUUCACUUUUGUCGCUGCCAACCGAGCUCCCUGGCACAAAGCCUCCUCUCUAAAUGUAGUCUCCCCUUGAAGCCAAAAUUUCUACAGAGACUGUGCAAGCCUCUUCAAGGGGUGUUACUGUACUUUGUUAGGUGUUUGAUGCUCAACAUAGCAGUCCACCGACCCUGUUAUUGUGACCUUGGAUGUACAAGUAAAUAGCUAACAUGGUCUCAACCUUAUUUUUCUACUGUGUUGUAUCUGUUGAUUUUGUGAUCUUUGGACUUAAUGCCAUGCCAGACUCUCAGUGAUGUUUCAAUUGCUCAAAAUGCUGAAAACAGUUAGUGUAAAAUAAACAAGAGACAUUGUGUAGGUUGACACAUUCAGCCAUUAUUCACCCUUUCUUUCAUCUUCUUUGCAAUAUUUUCGCGGCGUGGUGCAUUUUUUUAGACAUGUCAUGAACACAAUAAUAACACUCGACUGGAAAAGCAUAGAAACUAAGCAAACACGCAAGUACUGAAAAUGCUGGGGAACACUUGAGUGUUGGCAGGAUGUAUGAAUGAUGCAUUGUACAGUAAGACUGUGAGCUUGGAAUUACAACGUACCAUCUGUGUGCAGAUUUGUUUUGCAGAGAUUUAGUUCUUACCUCCUAUAUUGCGAGCCCACUAUAGAUCUUAAUCACAACUUCAGUCAGAAACAUUAUUUC
Messenger RNA from Plectropomus leopardus (leopard coralgrouper), 5546 nucleotides. The record is from RefSeq and is a predicted model, not a curated record. NCBI's taxonomy places the organism in Eukaryota, Metazoa, Chordata, Actinopteri, Perciformes, Serranidae.